Molecule: messenger RNA, 2687 nt
Organism: Aphidius gifuensis
Lineage: Eukaryota; Metazoa; Arthropoda; Insecta; Hymenoptera; Braconidae
Product: galactoside alpha-(1,2)-fucosyltransferase 2-like
Exons: 2
Coding region: 693-1724 (343 amino acids)
Biological process (GO): carbohydrate metabolic process
Cellular component (GO): membrane
Molecular function (GO): galactoside 2-alpha-L-fucosyltransferase activity
Source: RefSeq, a predicted model, not a curated record
CAUGGGUUUUACUAAAAUUUUUGAGUAUAUACUAUAUGUGCGGUGUGGCGUAGGAGUUAACAAAACAAUUACGUAUGAUAUACUUGUUUUAUUUAUUGUUUUAUAAAAUUACAGCAGUGUUUCGCAUAAAUAACAUCAAUAAUAACGAAAAACUUUUAAGGUGCCUAAAAGUUUUGGUUGUUUGAUCUUUUUUUAAAGUUUUUGUUAAUAAGAAUUGAAUUUGUUAACUAACUCUAAUGAAACAUGUCUUUGGUAUUCAAUGGGAAUAUUUGAAAAAUAUUCGACUUCAAAAAUUAACAAGGUAUAUUAAAUAUUUUACAUUUUUUUUAUUAACAUUCACGCAAACAAUAAUAAACACUUUCAUUAAAUUUACCUAAUUAAUCACUGAUGAUUAUUCUGUUAUUAUUAACAAUAAUUAUUAUAAUGAUAUUUCUUACUUAUUUCUUUAUACAUUAUAAUAAAAUUAAUAAUAAUAAUAUUUUGUGUUGAAUAAAACAUUAAAAAAUUUUUUUUUAAUUAAGAAGACACGUCUGUGAGUAGUAAGUUUUUUUUAAAAAAACCAAAAUAUUUAAUCAUGAAAAACGAAAAAAAUUCUUAGAAAAGUUUAAUGAAUUUGAAAAAAAGCACUUGCACGCUAAAAAAAAAAAAAAAUUGUGUACAUAAUUGCUUGAAAGAUGAAAAAUUAAUGAAAAAUGAGUCGUGCACAGCAGCAUAUUUUAGCAAUCGCAAUCGUACUAGCUGUAAUAGUGGUAUGUGGAAUACAUGUUUUCUUAUUUCCUAUGUACACAACAAAUCAGCCGAAUCAUCAUACAAAAAUAUCAUCAUAUGAACAAGUACUCUGUCGUGGUGGUAGUUUAAAUAAAAAAAAAUAUAUUAUUAAUAAUAAUAAAUUUGUGCCAAUUGAAUGGAUAAAUUCAUGUCCAAAAUAUGGAAUCGUAUCAGCAACACAAGGUGGUAGAUUAGGAAAUCAAAUAUUUCAAUAUGCAUCUGUUUGGGCAACUGCAAGAAAAACAGGUCUCGAUCCUUUUUUACCAAGAUGUAUAUUAAAAACAUUAGAGGAACAUUUUGACAAUCUUAGUAUACCGCCACUUAGUUACAUUGGUACAUGCACAAUUGAUGUUGGACAAGUUGUAUCAUCGCUUGGACAAUGGAAUAGUACUGAGCAAAAUAUUAUUAUUCCUCGAUAUGCAGCAUACUGGAGUUUAAUUCUUCUUUGGCUUGAUGAUGUUCGUCGUGAAUUUACAUUUAGAUUAGCUCUCAAAUUAUACGCUGAUAAAAUAUUGAAAAAGAUUUCAAUAAAAUUUAAUACAACUGAUCCAACAUAUGUUGGUGUACAUGUACGAAGAACGGAUUAUGUAGAUUAUCUUUGGCAAAAAUUAAAAAUACGCCCAGCACCAGUACGUUAUUAUUUAACAGCAAUGGAUUAUUUUCAUAAUAAAUAUGAAAAUGUUAUAUUUGUGAUUGCAAGCGAUUCAAUUAAUUGGUGUAAAUUCAAUUUAAAUAGUAAAAAACACAGAAUUAGUUUGAUAUCAGAUAUAAAUGCACGUGGACCAGGCAAAGAUCUUGCUGUUUUAGCUGCUUGUAAUCAUAGUAUUAUAGAUUAUGGUACUUACGGGUCAUUUGCAGCAAUUUUAACGGGUGGCGAAACAAUUUCAUACAAUGUUACUACUUAUUUUUCAACAAUGAUUGCAGAUAUUAUGCCAAAUUGGAGAAUUAUGAGUUGAAUAAUAUAAUGUAUAUUUUAAACGUCGAGCUUUUUUUUUUUUUUCAUUUUUUGAAUCUUAAAUCUUUGACCACAUCAACCUUUUCUAUUUUAUUGUUAAUUUCUUAUAAUGAUUUAUUUAAAAAAAAUAAAUAUUUGUUGGAGAAGCUUUUGCAUGAGCUGUAACAUAAAUAAUAGAUAAUUAGGUAUAUGAAAACAUUUGGAGGAUAAAAAAUUAGAAACUCUUUAUUUAAACUACUCUCAUAACGUAUGUACAAUGAUUUCAUCUGUGAUUCUCGCAUAAUGUGCCAAAGAAAAAAAAAUUAUUAUAUAAAUGUUCAUGAAUUUAGUCUUAUGAGAAUGUAAUAAUAUACACAUUACUCAAAUUAAGUAUUUGUUGUGUACAUCUCUGGUAAAAUCUAUCUAUUUUUUCGUAAUAGGUUUUAUUCCAAGAAAAAAAUCUGGAUAUUAUUCUUUCAAAUGCAUAAAAAUUUAUUUCUAUGCAUUCGAGGCUUUGAGAGUAACUUACGAAUUUUUUCUUGAAAUAAAAAUUUUCUUCACUGUAAGAAUUUUUAAAGAAAUUUUUCUCACUAGAGACUAUGCACAAAAAAAAAAAGAAAAAAAAAAACAGAAUAAUAAUGGAAAGUUGUGAGUUUUCUGUUCUUUCUUUUGCUCUUUAAUAAGCUUCAAUAAUAGAUCCAAGAAAAAUUCCGUAGAGUAGAUUAGAUUGAACUUGAAAAUAAAUACACCUACAAAUAUUUAAAUGUUCGAUUAAUAUUAUACGUAUCAAAUAUAUUUAUGUGACGUAUAAAUAUUAUUAAAGCCUUGUGACCUGAAUAUUUCCAAAGUAAAAAAAUCAAUAUUGAUAUUAUUAUGAUAUAUUUAGUAGUUAAUUAGAUAUUGUCGUGUGUUUUGUCAUUUUUCGACGUUUUAAAAACACAAGUAUUCACAAAAAUAAAUAAUCCAAUCAAAAAAAAAAAAAAAA